Cantharellus anzutake is the source of this 580-nucleotide messenger RNA. RefSeq lists its product as uncharacterized. The record is from RefSeq and is a predicted model, not a curated record. Gene Ontology annotation, molecular function: nucleic acid binding. Bases 89 to 454 code for a protein of 121 amino acids. The transcript is spliced from 5 exons. NCBI's taxonomy places the organism in Eukaryota, Fungi, Basidiomycota, Agaricomycetes, Cantharellales, Hydnaceae.
GCUCGUAUUCCAAACCGACGAAGUGAUUGAUUAUUACACUGCAAAGACUGGAUUCGACCCAUCGUAUUUUGAUCCGUCAGCUGGUGCAAUGCCUUUUGCCCAUGCUCGCGAUCUAGCACAGCGUCUGUUGCGCAACAAGGUUAUCGUGGCCUACGAACUUUGGAAGUCUCUAGAUGCGCUACGCCUCCAGCAUCCUGCCGACCUAACCCGAGACUUGGCGACGUACCUCCCGGUGCAGACUAUAAUAGGGGCCGAGGGUGACAAUGGCUUCCAGAAAUUGGUGCAACAAUUCAUGAAUCGAACGAUUCGUAACGGUUUCCACCAUCCGGUUGAGGAUGCUCGGGCCGCGAUGGACCUCUAUCGAUCGUGCGCUACCGAUUGGGAAGCCCUGAUAACGACUUCUGUAUGGCCAUGUCUUCUUCCUCCCGAGGAGUUUAGGCUUUGGUAUUUGUAACAUCGAUUAUGGCAAGGAGACCCAUGUCGAAGCAAGCAAGUAGACUCGUUCAGUGUUGUGGCAAGAUAAUUCCAGCUAGGACGCCACUAUCCCAUCCCACGGCACAAGAGCCCAUCCAACUUAGCG